AUGCUCAUACCACUCCAUCAUAAAAGGACUAACAAGAAAUAUAUUUUCUCUUCAUUAGUUCAGUGUCAGUAUUCUGGAAAUGGAUAUACUCGAUUGGCACAGCUCCCUUCUCAGAUUGUUCAGUUAGCAGGAAACAAAUUAAGCUGUGAAAAAGCCUUGGUUUAUAUUGUUGAACUUGAUAAAUACAGUACAUUACUUGAUAAGCACACAGACAAGUGCUUUGAAGUCCUUAAGAAAGUUAUUGGCCGCCUUGUUUCCUUUCAUCCCCGAAGAGCAGCUGAUGAUUUAUAUGAUGACAGUGUGGAUAAAUUUGCUCAGAUUUUCUAUGAAUAUGAUGGCAUUGAGGUGAUUUUACGGUUGCUGACUUUCAGCUCUUUAUUUCCAAAUGAAUCUUCUUGUUGUCAUGAUUCAGAACAUGUGUUGAGAGCAAAAAGUUUGUGUCUAGAAAUUUUAAUAAAAAUAACUUCCACGCCUAAAGGUGAAAGAGUGACAUUGAAGGUGCUAUCAAAAGAUGAUGUCCUCAAUUACAUUUUUACUCUGCUAGCUCAUAAGAAAACUUUCAUAGCAGCAUGCCAAUUGUUAGAGGAUAUGUUACAAAUCCGUCGAGAAGUUUUGGAUCUUCAUAAAAUCUAUAAUCUUCGAGGACUUAUAUCCUGUUUGAGUGAUGGGGAACUGGCCAAUUUUUGCCGUAUUCUUGCCAUCACAAUAUCAGAUCUGGACAUUUAUGAAAACAAAUCAUCAUUAUUUGCACAAAACAAACAAAAACGAAGCAAUGGAUUUGUCAAUGUCAGAGAUGUUAAUCAAGAACUUUUAUUGGGAAUAUCUGAACUACUGCCAAGAUUGGUUAGCAUAACAGUUUCAAAAGCAAAAGAGUAUACUCCACGAUUCCAAGGGUUUGCUAGUGAGUUGGACUGCUGGAUGGAAUGGAUAGAAAAUCAAAUGGAUGAUGAUGAUGAUACAUCAGAAGAAGCAAACACAGAUGAAUUUGAAGAUUUUGUGGGUGGAAUUUCUGUUGCCAGAGCACGAGGUUCACCAUUGAAGACACAACAGGGUUUGCGAAUUACAGAAGACCUUGCACAGCGGGUUGAAGUUGUUUAUGUACUCGGAUUGUUUCUACUUGGUAAACACAGAAAGAAAGUUCAGAGGAAACUAGCAGAAUUAAAACUAGCUCCAGGACUAAGUGAACUCUUUGAUCAGUUUAUUUGGAAAUGCCAAGCGACUAGGCAUGGAGUCCGUCACAGAUUGAUAGGUCAUAAUUCAAGUUGUGAAUGUAGUCCUGUAAAAUGCCACUGGAUUAUUGAUAAAUUGACUUUUUGCUUCCUUCUUUCUUUUUUUGCUUCCUUUCUUUUUUCCUUCUUUCUUUUUUUCCUUCCUUCUUUUUUUCCUUCCUUCCUUCUUUUUUUCCUUCCUUCCUUCUUUUUUUCCUUCCUUCCUUCUUUUUUUCCUUUCUUUCUUCCUUUCUUCCUUCUUUUUUCCUUCCUUUCUUCCUUCUUUUUUCCUUCCUUUCUUCCUUCUUUUUUUCCUUCCUUUCUUCCUUCUUUUUUUCCUUCCUUUCUUCCUUCUUUUUUUCCUUCCUUUCUUCCUUCUUUUUUCCUUCCUUUCUUCCUUCUUUUUUUCCUUCCUUUCUUCCUUCUUUUUUCCUUCCUUUCUUCCUUCUUUUUUUCCUUCCUUCCUUUCUUUCUUUCUUUUUUCCUUCCUUUCUUUCUUUCUUUUUUCCUUCCUUUCUUUCUUUCUUUUUUUCCUUCCUUUCUUUCUUUCUUUUUUCCUUCCUUUCUUUCUUUUUUUCCUUCCUUUUUUCUUUUUUUUCCUUCCUUUCUUUCUUUUUUCCUUUCUUUCUUUCUUUCUUUCUUUCUUUCUUUCUUUCUUUCUUUCUUUCUUUUUUUCUUUCUUUCUUUCUUUUCUUUUCUUUUCUUUUCUUUCUUUCUUUUCUUUCUUUCUUUUCUUUCUUUUCUUUCUUUUCUUUCUUUCUUUUCUUUCUUUCUUUAUCAGAAUGAUGAAAUUUGUUUCUUUUGUGAUCAUUCUGAUUACAAGCACCUUUUAUUAUCCAGAAAUGAACUCAAUGAAAUCAAGAAAAUAAAUGCUCAUGCUGGGCCCCUUGCAUUACAGAAUCUCGAUUAUUUGAAUAAACAACUAAUGUGCCGAGGUAGCAAAGGUUUGCUUACAAAAAUUGUUGAAGUUAUGAAAAAAGAACCAACUACAUCGACUUUUCGAUUCUGGCUGGCUCGAGCAGUUGAAAGCUACCUAAGAGGGAACACUUCUUACUGUGAUCAAAUUUUUCUUAUGAGAAGAGAUUUACUCCAGCAUGUUGCAGGUAACAUUGUCAAACAUGAUAUUGCAAAUAAAGAAAUACUCCAAAGCAGUUUCGAUCUCCUGGGUGAACUUAUCAAAUUCAACAUUGAGGCUUUCAAAUCUUUUGACCUCAUUCUCAACACGGAGAGUAAGUUUGAUAAAUUCAUCUUAACUGUGAACCGAAAUUUAGUGGAUUCCAAUAUGUUCCUUCGGAGUCUCAUACUCUCACUUGAACAUUUUUCAGAAGAUGAACAAUAUGAUGAUUUCCGAAAAUACAAUCGCUUGUUGGUAUACAUAGCAGACUUUAAGCAACAGCUUGAAUACUUGCGCAAGUUGAUCAAUAUAAUAAGUGUUCAAAAUCUUACGCAGGAAAAUGUAAGCUGUUUAAACACAACUCUGGUGUUCUUAAUGUUUGCCAAUCAAAAGGAUAGUUUACCAAAAUAUUUACGAGCUCUUCAAGAUGAAAAAGACGAUCUCUUAGAUUCAAAUAUGUCCGGAUCCAUUAUGGGAAAUUUCAGGGAAUUACUACUUUUCUGGCAGGACCAUUAUUUACACAAGGAUAAAGAUUGUAGUGCUCUAGAAAAAAGUUCCAGAAUUUGUUUUGAUUAUUGGAAACAAACUGUUAAUACGUUGGUAGAAGAAGACCGGGAUCUUGAUACUUCUAUUCUUCACUACAUACCUCCUAUAUCACGACAUGUAUACCUUCUUUCACCAUCUAGUCAUCGAAAAAAAAGGGAUACGUGA
Acanthosepion pharaonis is the source of this 3033-nucleotide messenger RNA. The record is from the annotation of a GenBank genome assembly. Lineage: Eukaryota; Metazoa; Mollusca; Cephalopoda; Sepiida; Sepiidae.